CGGGCGGCGGUUGCCACAGCCUAUAUAAGGCGGCGCCGGGCGGGGCGCAGUGAGUUCCGUCGAGGCCUUGAGUUCCGUCGCUGCUCUACUGUUUGCUGCCGCCGCUGACAAUGCAGAUCUUCGUGAAGACCCUGACCGGCAAGACCAUCACCCUGGAGGUGGAGCCCAGUGACACCAUUGAGAAUGUCAAGGCGAAGAUCCAAGACAAGGAGGGCAUCCCCCCAGACCAGCAGAGGUUGAUCUUUGCCGGCAAGCAGCUGGAAGAUGGGCGCACCCUGUCCGACUACAACAUCCAGAAGGAGUCCACCCUGCACCUGGUGCUGCGUCUCAGAGGUGGGAUGCAGAUCUUCGUGAAGACCCUGACCGGCAAGACCAUCACCCUGGAGGUGGAGCCCAGUGACACCAUUGAGAAUGUCAAGGCGAAGAUCCAGGACAAGGAGGGCAUCCCCCCCGACCAGCAGAGGUUGAUCUUUGCCGGCAAGCAGCUGGAAGAUGGGCGCACCCUGUCUGACUACAAYAUCCAGAAGGAAUCCACUCUGCAUUUGGUCCUGCGCUUGAGGGGGGGUGUCUAAGUUUCCCCCUUUUAAGCAUUUGACAAGUUUCAUUGCACUUUUCUUUCAAUAAAGUUGUUGCAUUCCAA
Messenger RNA from Urocitellus parryii (Arctic ground squirrel), 640 nucleotides. NCBI's taxonomy places the organism in Eukaryota, Metazoa, Chordata, Mammalia, Rodentia, Sciuridae. The record is from RefSeq and is a predicted model, not a curated record.